AUGGAGGACGGUCCACAGACGGCCACGCCGACGUGGCGGUUGGGUGCGGACGACAGGGCGCGGAUCAGGGCCGGCAGGUCGGCCUGGCCACGGCGGCACUGGACGUCGAGCGUGGCGGCGGAUGCCGUGGCCGAUGCAGUGGCAGAGCCGGCGGCAGACGAGGCCGAGCGCACCUUUCUCGUCACUGCCCGACGCCGCGUCGUCGUGGUCGUGGACACUAUCUGGGGUGGUAUCGGGCACCGUUUGGGCUGCCUCGCCCGUGGCAUGCAGCAGCACCGCGACGCCCGACAGACCGCCGUCGUAGUUUCGGCCAAUGGCCCGCAGCGCGUCGACAAACCACGUGCGCAGCGCCGGGUCGCGGCUGGACACGACGGCCAGCAGCGUCUGCGCGCGCGGCGCCCGCUGUUGUUGCCGCUGCUGCUGCCGUCGCACGACCCAGUCUUGGACCAGGCCCAGCGCAAACCCGGCGCCGGCGCCACCGGCCACCACGAGCGUCUCGUCAAAGCCCUCGUCCCAGCGGUGGGGGACGCCGCCGUAGGGGCCCUCGAUGAACAACGGGACCGACCGGCCCGGGCGCUGGCGGGCCAUGGCGGCGAGCCGGCCGGUCAGGCCGCCACGGGGCCGGACGUAGAAGACGGCGUCGCCGUGGCCCGCGACGGAGCAGAUGGUAAAGGGGUGCGUCGUCAGGGCGUGGAGGACGCCGCCGCCCGACACAAAGCGGAGGUACAGGUGCUGGCCGGGCCGCCAGACGAGGGCGGACGCGGACGUGGACGCGUCGGGGGUGGUGACGGCGAUCCGGAGGGUGUGCGGCGAGACGGCGUCGAGGGCGGCGGUGCGCAGGCCGUGGGCCAGGUAGGUGCGGGCGACGGCCCAGAGCAGCGAGGCCAGGUAGAGGGCGACGGCGGCGAUGAUGUAGUCCCAGGAGGUCAGGGUGUAGUCGCAGUGGAGGAAGAGAAAGACGAGAAAGACGAGGACGAGCGCAAAGUGCAGGCCCUUGAAGACCUCGUAGGCGCGGUGCCGGACCAGCGGCAGCGACAGGAACGUCAGGCCCGCCUGCGCCAGGAGCGCGACCACGCCCGUCAGCCACUGGGCGCUGCUGUUCCAGUCGGCCUCGAGGGCGCCCGGCACGGUGGCGUUGUAGACGAUGAACGGAAACGUGUGCAGCAGCGCCAGCACAAACAUGCCCCAGGCGGCCAUGAGGUGGAAGACGACGAGCUUCUCGGGGGCGACGCCGGUCGCGGCCGUCACCAGGUUGGCCUUGCUGCCAAAGACCAGGAUGAAGGGCAGGCAGCCCAUGGCCAGGUAGCCCGAGCGCGUGGCCAGCGGCGGCGAGUCGCCGUAGUGGGCGUCGGCGCUGUUGGGCCAGUAGUAGGGCUGCGGGCCGAGCGUGCAGCCGGCGAAGAACGCAGCGCCGGCGGCCCCCAGCAGGCAGACGCCGACCGACGGGCUGUUCCACUGCAAGACGGUAAGGCGCGCGGCGUUGGGGUAGGCCAGCGACCGCACGGCGGCGAGGACGCGCAGCCAGGGCCGGCGGCGGCGGACGGACGGCGGCAGGAGGCGGCUGAGCAGGUGGCCCAGGAUGAAGACGGCAAUGGUGGCCACAAAGAAGUAGACGGCGGCGCGGCCGUAGACGAGGUCGGCAAUGUACCAGUUGACCCAGCGGCGGGAUUUAUUGCGGCCUCUUACGGCAAUCGUCUCGAAUGCGAUCCUGCAACAGACGGCGAAUAA
Molecule: messenger RNA, 1728 nt
Organism: Sporothrix brasiliensis 5110
Lineage: Eukaryota; Fungi; Ascomycota; Sordariomycetes; Ophiostomatales; Ophiostomataceae
Exons: 3
Coding region: 1-1728 (575 amino acids)
Source: RefSeq, a predicted model, not a curated record